Molecule: messenger RNA, 378 nt
Organism: Epithele typhae
Lineage: Eukaryota; Fungi; Basidiomycota; Agaricomycetes; Polyporales; Epitheliaceae
Product: ribonuclease T1
Exons: 5
Coding region: 1-378 (125 amino acids)
Molecular function (GO): RNA nuclease activity; RNA binding
Source: RefSeq, a predicted model, not a curated record
AUGAAGGCCUUCUCCAUCAUCCUGGCGGUCAUGUCCGCGUUCCUCGUUGCGGCGACCACUGCACGGGUGAGCCGUAGGCAGUCUGGAGGCUGCGAUUGCGCCGGGACUUCCUACUCGAGCCAGGACAUCUCCGAAGCCAUUGAGGAGGCUGAGGAUGGCGGUGCCAGCGACUACCCGCACCAAUACCAUGAUUACGAGGGCUUCUCUUUCCCUUCGUGCUCCGGAAAGUUCUUCGAAUACCCACUGGAACAGGACAAUGUGUACACUGGGGGAAGCCCUGGCGCUGACCGUGUAAUCUACGACGAGGACAGCAACUUUUGCGCUUGCUUGACUCACACUGGGGCCUCGAACGAUGACUUCCUUGAGUGCGAUUUUUAG